AUGGAAGAAGAGAAGCACAAGUUCAUGAUUCCGGCCCAUGAGCGGCGGCCCCUGCCCGGAACCAUCACAAACGACCCGACGUCGCUGCCGAGCCAUGACGUCCAAUCGCCAUCAGACUCGCCUGAGAUUCGGCAGAUCGAGUCGUUUUCACAGCACUCGUAUCCCCAGAACGCCCACCUCCAAGGGCUCCCAUAUGCGUCACCACCGUACCCGGAAUCGAGGAUCAGCUCCGAGGCGCCUGUCGCUCCGACCGCCGGACGGCGCAACCCGGCGCCGGCAGUGGCGCCAUUGGAUCCCGAACGGCAUCAGCAGGGAAUGGUGGCGGGCUGGAGGCAGAGGUUCGAGAGGGACAGAGCGGACGACGGGAAGCCGAGAAGAACCAUCUUGGGCCUGACCGUGUUUCGGUUCUGGGCCGCAAUGGCACUGGGUAUCAUCAUCGUCGGCGUCGCCAUCGCCGUCGGUUUGGCGCUGGGUUUAGCCAACCGACGCUUCGGCGGCAACUCGAACGGGCCCCAACCUGUUACCCAGAUCCUUGGCGUCCCCUCACCGGCCCCGAUCAACCCGUACUGCCCCCAGCCGACGCCGGGUGUAAAUAUGAGCGUGACGCCCUAUGACGCUUCAGGUUCGCCCAUCCGCUUCAACAAUGACCAGGUUAUGUCCUUCGACAUCCUGUGCAACACCUUCUACCCGCAGCGCCAGGGCAUCAACCCGCAGCUGCGCGACAUCCUCGUCAUGACCGUCCCGGACAUGCUUACCUGCAUGACGCUAUGCGCGCAGUACAACCAGGGGUAUAGCGAUGCCGUCGGCGACGACGUCUUCCUUGACGGCGGCGGCAUCUGCGUCGGCGUCGCGCUCGUCAAGGGCACCGCGCAGUUCUGCCACCUCAAGAACGCGACGGGGGUCAACGCGACGGCGGCGGCCGGGGGCUUCGACGUCGACAGCGUGGUGCUCACCGGCGAUUGGACGCGCAUAACGACCGUCGAGCAGAUUCUAGCGCUUGGGGGGGACAUCGAGGUCGCCCCCAACGUGACUGUUACAACUGGGUGA
Colletotrichum graminicola M1.001 is the source of this 1047-nucleotide messenger RNA. RefSeq lists its product as uncharacterized. NCBI's taxonomy places the organism in Eukaryota, Fungi, Ascomycota, Sordariomycetes, Glomerellales, Glomerellaceae. The record is from RefSeq and is a predicted model, not a curated record. Bases 1 to 1047 code for a protein of 348 amino acids. The transcript is spliced from 2 exons.